Puntigrus tetrazona (Sumatra barb) is the source of this 910-nucleotide messenger RNA. It is a transcript of the gene mettl21a, whose product is annotated as methyltransferase 21A, HSPA lysine. Gene Ontology annotation, cellular component: cytoplasm; cytosol. Gene Ontology annotation, biological process: peptidyl-lysine methylation. Gene Ontology annotation, molecular function: protein-lysine N-methyltransferase activity. The transcript has 4 exons. Lineage: Eukaryota; Metazoa; Chordata; Actinopteri; Cypriniformes; Cyprinidae. The record is from RefSeq and is a predicted model, not a curated record. The coding region runs from base 162 to 818 and encodes 218 amino acids.
CAGAUGGAGCAGGUGAGCCACGGCGGACGGCAGAGAAACAGACGAGUGAACCACGCUGAAGUCUCUCUCGUUUCUGCAGGUUUUCUAAUCGUCUUUGUUUUCCGAGCAAAUGACCUGAAAACGUUGCAGAUCGAAUCCGGGUUUACAAACGGCAGCUCGAGAUGGCUUUGGUGCCUUAUGAUGAGAAUCUGCUUCCGGCGCUGUCAAAACUUCACCAGACUUCAGCCGAGUUCGAUCUGGCCAAUCACAGGAUCAGACUCAGCCAGGACUGGAAGCGAUUAGGGGUCGCUGCUGUGGUCUGGGACGCGGCGGUGGUGCUCUGCAUGUUCCUGGAGAUGGGAAAGGUGGAUCUGAAAGGAAAGAGAGUUAUCGAGCUUGGAGCCGGCACGGGUUUGGUGGGCAUUGUCGCCGCUCUGCUUGGAGCCAAUGUGACAAUUACAGACCGAGAGCCUGCGCUUGAAUUUCUCUCCGCCAAUGUGCGAGAAAACGUUCCUCCGGGCCAGCAGGGGGCGGUACAGGUAUCCGAACUGACCUGGGGUGAGAAUCUACAUCUGUAUCCCACAGGCAGCUUUGAUUUGAUCGUGGGGGCCGACAUUGUUUACCUGGAGGAGACGUUUCCCGCCCUCCUGCAGACGCUGGAACACCUGAGCUCGGAGGACGCGCCGGUGCUGUUGUCCUGCCGGAUUCGUUACGAGCGAGACGAGCGGUUCCUCGUGGAGCUGCGCCGGAGCUUCUCCGUGCAAGAGGUCUACUACGACUCUCAAAGGGACAUUCACAUUUACAGAGCCGUGAAGAACAAGACCAACACUGAACUGUAAGAGCUUGGGUGGAGGAAACGUCGGGUGGAGUGAUUCAAAGCGUUUUAGGCUUUGCAAAAAGUAUAGAUGAUUAAAUGGCAAUAUUUAAAAGG